AUGGCUGCUUCACAGGUGAGCAACGGGAUACAGAACGGAAGUAGUCCGACCGUCGGAAAACUACCGUUUCGGGUGAUCGACGAGACCGGAAAGGACGCGGACGUCCAGGAUGAGGAAGAUUCCGACUGGCUAACAGCCGCUCUGAGUUACCAGUGCGCCAUCACAUGGAAAUGGUUGAGAGAGAAAGCUUGCUACAGGCCCACCCAUCUGCAGGAAGAAUUGGAAAAGCCACCGCAGGCGACUUUACAGAUAAGCAAUUCUAUGCCAGACUUGCAGGAACCUUUAAAGCCGACUUACGUACAGGAAAUUAAAGACAUCGUAGCAAAAAAGGUUUUGCGACAAACAACUCUACCGAUAGUCCCCGACCGCCAUCAAACUUUCCAAAGACAGUUAUCACAUCGAUUGGACAUACCGACGGACGUUAAAUUUAGCAUCUGCAGCUUAGAGAGGAACCACAGCAGUACCGUUGGUCUUAUUAAGCCAGAACUGUACAAAAAAGAAUUGGUCCGGCAGCCCUCGGUCGAUAGCAAUGGCGGCAUCGAAAUGGAAUACUGCGGAAAAUUACACUUCGCCCUAAAAUAUGACAAAGAGCUGGAAGCCCUCGUGGUAAAGGUUUUCGAGGCAAGGGACUUACCGGUAAAAGACAUGAACGGAAGUUGCGAUCCAUAUAUUAAACUGUACCUGUUGCCGGACAGAAAGAAAAAGUUCCAAACAAAGGUCCACAGGAAAAAUCAGAAUCCCGUCUUUAAUGAAACGUUUAUAUUCAGCGUGACUUACGAAGAACUACGAGAUCGAUAUCUGCAAUAUUCCGUCUACGAUUUCGACAGAUUUUCUAGGCACGAUCUUAUAGGCCACGUAGUUUUCAAGGGCCUGUUAGAUAUUGCGGACCUACAGCAAGAGAUCGAAUACACAAUGAAAAUUUUAUGUCCACCGAGGGAUAAAGUAGACCUGGGCGAAUUGAUGAUAUGCCUGUGUUACCUUCCAAAAGCAGGACGUUUGACAAUUACGGUCAUAAAAGGCCAUAAUUUAAAAGCGAUGGAUAUUACCGGAAAAUCUGAUCCCUAUGUAAAAAUAUACCUCAUAUGUCAAGGGAAGCGUAUACGUAAAAAGAAAACAUCCGUUAAAUACAACACCCUAUCGCCAGUUUAUAACGAAGCUCUGGUAUUCGACGUCCCUGAGGAAAACAUUAACGACGUGUCGCUGGUAGUUAAAGUUAUCGAUUACGACAGAAUAGGACUAAAUGAAUUGAUGGGCUGCACGGUGAUAGGACCAAGCUUUAUAGGCAAAGGGCGCGACCACUGGACGGAAAUGUUGGACAAUCCAAGAAAACCGGUGGCACAAUGGUAUCCGUUGAUGGAAUCGGUACCUGCGAACGUACCACCGUUAAAAGACGGCACACUAAUCCUCAGCUGCCUCAACAGCAGGUGAAGUUUUUAAACUGAACUCGAAAUUGAAGAUUUUUUGAAACGCGAUGCUCAAGGCUAGCUUGGAAAUUUAGAAUAUGGGAAAUUAGAAAAACCAACGGACUUUUGAAGAGAUGAAAUAGAAUUCCGUAUAGAGGAAUAUUAUAGAUAUACUGUAGAUUUUGUAACGUGCUAAGCAGAGGAGUUAAAAAAAACACUUUCCAUUGUUACCGGAGGAAUGAUUCAUAUCAACUGAUAUUUUUCUAAUAUUUUUGACUGAAGUUUUUUACGGAAUACGACUAUAACGUUUACUGUAGAGAUUGACUGUUUGUUAAUGUAUAUUGCGUAUUAGUGAAUAUUUAUACAGAGUUUUAUUGGUUAUAUUGUAGCCGUUUUAGACAUUACGCGGGGCGCAGGAUCAA
This is a messenger RNA of Cylas formicarius (sweet potato weevil), 1825 nucleotides long. Its product is annotated as synaptotagmin-10-like. Gene Ontology annotation, biological process: regulation of dopamine secretion; regulation of calcium ion-dependent exocytosis; calcium-ion regulated exocytosis. Lineage: Eukaryota; Metazoa; Arthropoda; Insecta; Coleoptera; Brentidae. Gene Ontology annotation, cellular component: membrane. Gene Ontology annotation, molecular function: clathrin binding; calcium ion binding; calcium-dependent phospholipid binding. Bases 1 to 1428 code for a protein of 475 amino acids. The record is from RefSeq and is a predicted model, not a curated record. The transcript has 11 exons.